Molecule: messenger RNA, 1080 nt
Organism: Pestalotiopsis fici W106-1
Lineage: Eukaryota; Fungi; Ascomycota; Sordariomycetes; Amphisphaeriales; Sporocadaceae
Exons: 3
Coding region: 1-1080 (359 amino acids)
Source: RefSeq, a predicted model, not a curated record
AUGAAGUCUGUCAUCUCUGCAGCAAUUUUGGCCUACGCCGCCGGAAAUGUCGCCGCCCACGCGACUUUCCAGGACCUCUGGGUUGAUGGUGUUGAUCAGGGAACAACCUGUGCUCGUAUCCCUCUGAGCAAUUCGCCCGUGACCGACGUUACCUCGGACGACAUUGUUUGUAACGCUGGUACUUCUGCAGUCACGUCCAACUGCGACGUGACUGCUGGAUCUACUGUCACUGUUGAGAUGCACCAACAGCCCAAUGAUCGAUCGUGCUCAAAUGAAGCCAUCGGCGGAGCGCACUACGGUCCCGUCCUCGUUUACAUGAGUGCUGUUUCGGAUGCCACGAGCGCUGAUGGCUCCGAUGGCUGGUUCAAGAUUUUCGAGGACACUUGGGCCUCUGCUGGUUCAUCUGGCAGCGACGACAACUGGGGUACCAAGGAUCUCAACAAUUGCUGCGGCAAGAUGGAUGUCAAAAUUCCCUCUGACCUUGCCCCUGGUGACUAUCUCCUCAGAGCUGAGGCUAUUGCCCUGCACUCUGCUGGCUCUUCUGGUGGUGCGCAGUUCUACAUGACAUGCUACCAACUUACCGUCAGUGGUAGCGGCGCUGCUUCCAUCUCGGACACUGUGCUCUUCCCUGGUGCUUACGAUGCCUCUGACCCCGGUAUCCUGAUCAACAUCUACCAGUCGAUGAGCACCUAUGGGGCUCCUGGUCCCACUGUCUACUCUGGCGGCUCUACCCAGAGCGCGGGUGCAACCUGUGCUGCCAGUGCUACUGGUGCAGCUGCGACCACCUUGGCCUCUGCCUCGGCUACCACAGCUGUCACCACUGCUACCACCUCGUCCACAGUCUCCUCUCAAGUACAGGCCGUGACGUCGGCUUCCGUCGCCAGCUCUUCCUCCCAAGCAGCCGCAGCUACGAGCGCUGCCAGCACUACAUUGACCACUGCCGCGUCUUCGGCCACCAGCGCCACCGAGGCCGCGUCCUCGGCCGUCACCUCGACCGUAAGCUCUGCCAAGGCAACUUCGACCGCUGGCUCUACCUGCAAGCGCCGACGCAGACGCGCGAACAAGAACCGUCGCUCUUAG